Messenger RNA from Colletotrichum lupini, 162 nucleotides. RefSeq lists its product as uncharacterized. NCBI's taxonomy places the organism in Eukaryota, Fungi, Ascomycota, Sordariomycetes, Glomerellales, Glomerellaceae. The record is from RefSeq and is a predicted model, not a curated record. The transcript has a single exon. The annotation marks the transcript as partial.
AAGGCUAUUAAGUCCGUUAAGCUUUUAUAUAGUUUCACUAUUAUUUAUUAUAAUAUUAGGCCGUAUAAUUUCCUCUUAAAUAACUACUUAUAUUUUAAAACUAUCGACUUUUUUAGAUUAGCUAUUAACGGCUCCUAUACUAAGAUUAGCCCUAGUACUUAA